AUGACAGACGAGGAGGUCAAGAUCCUCAACUCCACACUCAGCCCUGUGGUCAAUUCCAGCGAUGACCAGGGCUGGGAAGAAUCAGUGGAUGCUGCAAUGACCCUCUUGUUGCGGACGGUGUUGGCCAAGUCUGGGAAGGAAGGCCCAGUCAACCCCAGCCCCCUGACCCUUCCAGAGGACACAUCCAAGGUCAAGAAACACAUAGCUAUGUUCUGUGACCGGAUCGGUAAAGGAGCCAGACUUGUAGAUGGUCUGAAAGCAAAGAAAGAAAAGACAGUUUUGAUGUCCACAUCACAGACAAACAUGGACACCAGUGACCAGGAAGUGUUCCCAGACCAGCCAGCUGUUGAUGCUGUUGUUAACAGCAGGAAAACUAAAAAGGGCAGAGCCUCCAAAUCUUUUGGCCUACCACAACAAGAUAUACAAGAACCUGAUUCACUCUCAGACAUCCUGCCAUCUCCAUACACCGGAAGUAUCUCAAAGGAAGACAUUGAAUCUCGGCAUCGCAUUGAAAGUAUGGUACCAGACCUGGAUUCCAUGUCUGAAGAGUCACGACCUUCACCAAGGGGAGAUAAUCACUGGUCUCAUGGAAACAAGGAGGAGUAUGAAGAACUUGUUUAUGAUGGUCAGCCCAGUGAAAGGAAAGAUUACUAUCGGCCACAUAAUCCUGAUGAAGAUGUGUUAUAG
Candidula unifasciata is the source of this 687-nucleotide messenger RNA. The record is from the annotation of a GenBank genome assembly. NCBI's taxonomy places the organism in Eukaryota, Metazoa, Mollusca, Gastropoda, Stylommatophora, Geomitridae.